Dinoponera quadriceps is the source of this 2440-nucleotide messenger RNA. RefSeq names its product coiled-coil domain-containing protein 22 homolog. The transcript has 8 exons. Bases 208 to 1953 code for a protein of 581 amino acids. The record is from RefSeq and is a predicted model, not a curated record. Gene Ontology annotation, molecular function: cullin family protein binding. NCBI's taxonomy places the organism in Eukaryota, Metazoa, Arthropoda, Insecta, Hymenoptera, Formicidae. Gene Ontology annotation, biological process: positive regulation of ubiquitin-dependent protein catabolic process.
GCCGAACUUCAUAGGGUGCGUUCGGGGAUCGCGUUAUCAACAUUAAAGAGCCAAUCUAUCCUUGUUUUUUAUUUAAUGAGCAACAAAGAUAGAAUAACGUUUUAGCGCUCACAGCGCGCUUCCCGAACGCACCCAUAAACACGCGAUACGGCCAGAUACGGCGACGGGGCGGUAGCGGCUCCCAGGAUUUUCAUCUUUUUACUUAGAAUGGAGGAGAUCGACAAUAUAAUAAUACACUCGUUGCGACAAAUAGGCUGUGACAUCGAAGAGAGUGUGACAAACUUAAGUGGCUUUAAUACUGAAUUAGUUGUGGAAGCGACAGUAAGAUGCUUAGAAGCAAUAAGGCCAAGUUUAGGAUUGUCGACUGUACUACCUGUGAAUAUGGCAGCCCGUUUUCGACUGGGUGCUACUCUUGCACAAUUGUGUACAGAACUCGGGUACCGAGGUGAUAUCGGUUAUCAAACAUUUCUAUACAACUCAGAAGCAGAUUUGCGGAGAGUAUUCAUGUUUCUCAUUGAAAAACUGCCAAAGGAGAGUGAAAAAACUGUAAAUGAGUCGAUGAGUAAGGUUGCCCUGUUAGAGAAGUCAGUUGCAUCUGCCAUAUCACAAGGACUUUCAAUACCAUGGUUGCCGCAUUAUUGUCACAAAAAGGGAUUCAGGAACAGAGGGAGAGCUAAUACAUCUUACACGUCUGUAAAUAUUGAAGUGCCGGUAGCGAAUGUAGAGGAUGAUUAUAAGGAUUACUAUAUGCAUUAUUUACAACCAGUGCCUGAUCAAAUGCAAAACAUUUCAUGCUUUUUACCUUCCAUAAUAUCGUAUAACGCAAGAGCGCUUAAUGCCUCUUCUAUGGAUAUUACGGAAUGUAUAAAUUGGCUCAACAGUCAUCAGUCUGAAAAAGCUGCUUAUCCCACUGCACAUAACAUUGUUAAUGAGCUUAGCAAGUUUUCAUCAGACAACAAGACACAAAUCUCGACAGAUUCUCAGGUAAAACAAGAGUCUGCAACGCAUUCAGUGCUUCCAGAUCAGGAAACGUUGAAGAAUGAAGCGAAACAAGAAGUUGAGAUAGAGAGCAUGAAAGUGGAGUGUGACAGUCUUAGAAUAAGCAUAGAAGAAUUACAGAAUGAGAUGAAGAAGUUAACUACUAGAUUAACACAGGCGACUGUAACCAGCCACAAUGAGGAGAAAGAGUUAAAAACUAGCGAGGAACAAAAGAAGAUCAAAGCGAGAACAUACGAACUGCUACAAGACGGCUCGGAAAAUAUAAAGAAAUUGGAAUCCGUAAUAGAGGCUAGCACAAACAAAUUGAUCAGUUUAGCGAAUCAAUGGGAGAAGCACAGAUUACCUCUGAUCAUGAAAUAUAGGCAGGAAAGAGAGAAACAUUCUACAAAAGCUAACGCGAGCCAAAAGAAGCUGGACGAAAUAAAACUGCUGAAAGAGAAGGAAAAGGAGCUUCAGGAGGAAUGCCGAAAUAAAGAUCAGCAAUAUUCGCAGCUGGUCGCGGAGGUCCAGAAACUCCCGAGGGAGGUGAACAGAUCUGCAUAUACUCAACGAAUUUUAGAGAUAAUAAAUAACGUCAGAAAACAACGUGACGAGAUAAGCAAAGUCCUAGCUGAUACUCGAGAAAUCCAAAAAGAGAUUAACACACUUACUGGUAGACUGGAGAGGUCCUUUACCGUCGUCGACGAAUUGAUAUUCAGAGACGCGAGAACGAACGAAGCGUCGAGGAAGGCGUACAAAUUGUUGGCGACAUUACAUUCAGAUUGCAGCGAACUCGUGAGUCUUGUCGAGGAGACAGGGGCGACGAUACGAGAGAUCAGGGAUUUGGAGGAACAGAUUGAUACCGAGUCCGCCAAGAACGUGGGUGCUAAUUUGGAAAGGAUAACCGCCGAUUUAAAGCAGAUGAAGCAGGAAACUGCGGCGUUAACGGCACAACUUCAAAGUAAAGCCUCGUGAUCCUUACGUACAACAUGGCGUCGUUUUGCGAGUUGCAACAUUCAGGACCAGAUGGGAAUCUAGCACAGGAUAUAAACGAAAACACGAUCGAAUGCAUCGAAGACCAACAUGUUUUUAGCUACACAACUGGUGUGAUAAUAUAACUCAAUAUCGCCCAUGAAGAUCUUUACGAAUCUACUCUAAGUUGAUUGCUAAAGAGGGAGAGAGAGAAAGAGUGAGGAAAAAGAUUACAAAAAAUAUAGAAAAGAAAAAAACAUGUGCCUUGGCCUGGAGUCGGCAGGCACUACAGGCUUUCCUCAGCCUCGGGCCAAGUGUAUAAUAAAAACAUACUGUUAACAUCCAUCGACGCUCAAAAGGAACAUUAUUUGUUACAAAGCCUAAUAAUUUUUGUAGCGACGAGUUCGCCUUUCGUACUUCUCACGGUACCGAGAAGAUCCGAUACGGCUAUAAGCAAAAUAAAAUGCUUAAAGAAAAAUGUCGUGUCAUU